This is a messenger RNA of Wallemia mellicola CBS 633.66, 1442 nucleotides long. RefSeq lists its product as hypothetical. The transcript has 2 exons. The record is from RefSeq and is a predicted model, not a curated record. Lineage: Eukaryota; Fungi; Basidiomycota; Wallemiomycetes; Wallemiales; Wallemiaceae. The coding region runs from base 66 to 1337 and encodes 423 amino acids.
ACACCAACACUAUCAUCAUCCAAACAGAUCCAUAGAAGCACGAUACCCUAACUAGCAUACCAGUUAUGAAUUUUAUAGUAAUCAUAACACUACUAUCCUUACUAUCCUAUUCCUCAUCUUUCAGUUUCAAUGUCACCUCAAAAAAACAGUGCGAUACAUUCGAACUAAACUGGAGUGGUGCAAAGCAAGGCUCUGUUAGUUUUGUAGCCAUUCCUAAUGGCAACCCCCCAGACGAAAGUAAACCCGAUCGCGUUCUUGUGGCCCAAGAUAUAGGUGACGAUGUGUCGGGCACUUACAAGUUCGACAGGUGGCCAAUGGCAGAGGGCGUGAACUUUACAGUGACAAUGAGCGACGGUACAGGCUUCGGCGCUGGUGGUACAAGUGAUAUUCUCGUAACUGAACUAGGAGAUGCACCUUACUACUGUGGUUAUUCUGGUAAUCUCGCGUUCAGCUUUUACGCAGAACCUGAAAAGAACUGGGACAGCUGUCAGACUAUUUCUCUUCAUCCGAUAAACAAGACAACCGACAGUGCAUUCGAUUAUUAUGCGAUCAGUCCAAAUUCCAAACCAGAACAUAUAGAGCGCGUGACUGACAAUUCUGCAAUCGUCGAUUACAAGUUUACCCAACCUGUUGGUUCACAGGUCAUCAUUUUCGCAACUAGUGAAGAGGGCGGUGUACAAUACAGCUCCGGCGGAAGCUCGCAGAUCACGACCUUAGGAAAAGGUGAUGAUACAAGUUGCGUUAAGGAUCUCGAGCCAAGUCCGACAGACCGUGCUGCACCAACUAAUACAGGCGGAAGCGGGAGUGGUGAUCUCAGCGGUGGAGAAAAAGCAGGUGCUGCUGUGGGAAGCAUCCUUGGUGCUGCAGCACUCAUAGGUGCCAUAGUAGCAUUUAUUAUUUUCCGCAGGAAAAAGUCAGCUGAAAACCAUGAACACGCUCAGAAGGUAAAGAAUGACCAUGGAUACAAUAGUGAAUUCGAUGAAGGUCUUGAUGGUAGUUAUACGCCUUACGUUAUGAAUCCAGGCAGCCACUACACCUCGAGUCACCACCAGCUCCCAACUGAAACCCAAGGUCUUACUGAGACGGAUGUCAACCGUAAUAGCUAUAGUAACGCUACUAUCCCAGCAUCGCCAAGCACGGGUGGACUUCUUCUAGGCAGCAACCCUAAGCGUCGUUCCGGACAUCAGCAGCAAGAAUCGACAAUCAGCAAGGAACCGCGGUAUCACACUGACGCUGGUCCGUAUGUCGUUCACAAUGACAAUGAUGAUGAUGCCCUCGUUGAUGUACCACCAGCUUACAAUUUCGAUGGGCCUAACAACCAUGAACAUAGGACAUGAGGACACUUUAUAUUUCUCUAGGAUUGUUUCAUUUUCUCUUUUUAGAUUAUAUAAUUGGAAAAAUAACUUUAUUCUUUUUUAAUACAUUAUUCGUUGACGAUGAUG